CAUCAACAUGGCGACUUGCAUCGUGUACGUGGUGCUAUCCUUUUGUGCUGUUUUCCCUGCUGUUGUAGCCGAUGCAGAACAUGGUGAAGCAGCUCACAGUUACUCGGCAGAGUCAUUUAAUGACAAUGUCAUUAAAAACAAACAUUUUGUGAUGUUUUAUGCACCUUGGUGUGGCCACUGCAAGAGGCUCGCUCCAACAUGGGAUGAACUUGCCAAAAUCUAUAAUGUGGACUCAACAGAAAGGCCAGUUGUUGUUGCUAAGGUGGACUGCACUGAGGAGACAGCAGUGUGUGCUGCACAGGGAAUUACUGGAUAUCCAACACUCAAGUUCUUUUAUGAGUCUUCCACAGACUUUUCACGCUACAAGGGUCCAAGGGACUUAGACUCUCUCAAAGCUUUUGUUGAGGAACAGUUCAGUCAGGGAGAGGAGAGUGACCCACAGCCUCCUGAGCCUCUCCAGAAACUGGUCGAGCUGAAAGAAGAUACAUUCCAAGACCACAUUAAACAUGGCCAGCAUUUCAUCAAGUUCUACGCACCCUGGUGUGGUCACUGUCAGCGUCUCGCACCCACGUGGGAGGACCUGGCCAAAAGCUUCCAGUACAAUGAAGAUGUCAGCAUAGCAAAGAUAGACUGCACAGCUACUGGUUCAAUCUGUGACUUGUAUUCUGUGCGAGGCUACCCCACAUUGUUGUGGAUGAAGGAUGGGCAAAAGGUUGACCAGUACCAGGGAGCCCGCAACUUGGAUGACCUGAAACAGUACGUGUCGAGGAUGCUUGACCAGGAUCAGUCUGAACAACACAGGACAGAUGAGAAGAUUGUGGAGGGUAGCCUGGAUGAUGAACCAGAGCCCGAAGUGCUAGACUUAACAGCUGAUGACUUUGAUGACGUCUUGGCCGAGGGAAUGGUAUUUGUCAAGUUCUUUGCACCAUGGUGUGGACACUGUAAACGGCUUGCACCAGUAUGGGAAGAACUGUCCAAGAAGUUUUUUGAUGUUGGAGAUGUCAAUAUUGCUAAGGUUGAUUGCACCGUACAAGGGGCACUGUGCAAGAAACAUGAGGUUCGAGGCUAUCCGACACUGAUCUUAUUCAACAAUGGUGUGAAGAUCAGUGAAUAUAAUGGUGCUAGAGAUAUGGAGUCACUCUUCUCAUUUGUUGAACAAAAUAAAAUAAAGAGGGAUGAGUUGUAGACUCACCUAAAUCUUUGUACAACUUUUAAGUUAUUAUCCUUACAAUGUGUCAGGUAAUAUCUAUGUGAGAGAUGCUACUUCAAGUAAUGUAAUGGGAUAGAAAAUAUUAAUUAUAAAGUAAAUAUGUUGAGCAUGAGGGACUGUUCAUAAUAUAUGGCUAGGGCUGUGGUGAUGAUUUUCAUGGAGAAGCAUGAACAAUGUGAAUGACACUCCCCAAAGAUUUUUGUACAAAGUAAGUGACACCCCUCCCACCCCCACCCACCCCUGGCAUGUCAUGUACAAAAUCGAUGCCCCGUCCCCCUAUCCCAUAAUGUUUAGGCAUAAAUUUUAAAAUAUAUUGAUGUACAUAAUUGCUGACCCCCCUAGUACCUUUUUCAUUGGUGACUCCUCCACCUCCCCAGAACAAAAUGGGUGACCCCCCUUAAAGUCAUCAUCACCCACCCUAGCCAUAAAUUAUGAAUAGUCCCUAAAUCUUGACCUUUUAACGAUGACUGAUGUCAGUGUAUGUAGUUGUACGAUCAGGGUCAUAAUGAGGCAUCUUUGAUGACCCAGUGCUCCACAACUGACACAGAUUAUGGCUUAACAAGUAAAAGAAAAUGCAAUGGUAACCUGUCACUUUGGAUCUCAUGAAUCCACUACUUCAUAUUUACAAAGGAAGAUCACCCUUUGUCAGUGUUUCAUUAUAUGGGGAACUGUUAAUCCAGAUCACUGAGAUGGUGCCGUCCAUGUGAAUGACCUUUCAUUGUAUCUACCAUCAAGUAAAGUACAUGUAUUUCCUUUCAAAAGUCACGUUGUGGGUCCAGUGAAUAUUGAAAAUACCACUGGUCCUCAUGAAAUUAUGAAAUGUAUGCUCAUCAUGCCUGGAUCUAGGGUCCGAUGAGUUGACCCAUUCCCUCAAUGUGGUAGUGCUGAAAUAUUGCUGAAAUGUGCUGAAAUAUUGCAAAAAGGACUGUAAAAACUUUUUCACUGUGACAUACAACUGAUGUUACACUGACUCGGUGCCACUGACUCAGAUCAAAUUGAUCUGAACAUGAGUGUUUGUCAGUUUGGAAAAUCUAUUUUCUAAAUAUUUUGUGUAAUGUAAUGUAAUCUCAUCAUAUCAUGUUUGCAAAUUAAUAAAAACAAUGAACGAAA
Haliotis rubra (blacklip abalone) is the source of this 2320-nucleotide messenger RNA. Its product is annotated as thioredoxin domain-containing protein 5-like. Gene Ontology annotation, biological process: protein folding. Gene Ontology annotation, cellular component: endoplasmic reticulum. The record is from RefSeq and is a predicted model, not a curated record. The coding region runs from base 8 to 1186 and encodes 392 amino acids. Lineage: Eukaryota; Metazoa; Mollusca; Gastropoda; Lepetellida; Haliotidae. Gene Ontology annotation, molecular function: protein disulfide isomerase activity. The transcript has 9 exons.